Messenger RNA from Populus euphratica (Euphrates poplar), 2438 nucleotides. RefSeq names its product protein SUPPRESSOR OF FRI 4-like. Gene Ontology annotation, cellular component: nucleus. NCBI's taxonomy places the organism in Eukaryota, Viridiplantae, Streptophyta, Magnoliopsida, Malpighiales, Salicaceae. The transcript is spliced from 6 exons. The record is from RefSeq and is a predicted model, not a curated record. Gene Ontology annotation, biological process: regulation of DNA-templated transcription. Gene Ontology annotation, molecular function: DNA binding. The coding region runs from base 192 to 1526 and encodes 444 amino acids.
CUGGAGAUUCCUCAUUUAAAUCAAGGAAGGAGAUCCGACCCGAUAAAAAACACAGAUUCAUACACAACCAGAAGGCGAAAGGCUGGAAAACCAACAAACCCUAAAAACAGGAAAGAACCCCAAAUUGUAGUAGAAGAAAAAUCAGCUGCUCCUGCAGAAAAAAACGAGAUUUAAAUAGAGAUCGAGAGAGAAUGGGAAAGAAGAAGAAGAGAGUAUCAUCAAAAGUUUGGUGCUAUUACUGCGAUAGGGAAUUCGAUGACGAGAAGAUUCUAGUACAGCACCAAAAAGCGAAGCACUUUAAGUGCCAUGUCUGCCACAAAAAGCUAUCCACUGCCGGUGGCAUGGCCAUUCACGUUCUCCAGGUCCACAAAGAGUCCGUCACCAAGGUUCCCAAUGCAAAACCUGGAAGAGAAUCAACUGAUAUUGAAAUAUAUGGAAUGCAAGGAAUCCCACCUGAUGUCAUGGCGUCUCACUAUGGAGAUGACGAUGAGACUCCAUCAAAAUCUGCUAAGGUGGAUAUUCCAUCAGCUCAGCUUAUUGGUGGUAUGAUGCCUGGACAAUUGAGCACUGGAUAUCCUUCACAACCUCUUGGUGCAAUGCAGCCAAUGUAUAAUUCUGCUGUUCCAGUUCCUCCUGCUGGUUGGCCAGUUCCUCCCCGUCCACAGACUUGGUUCCCAACGCAUCCUGCUGUUUCAAUCUCUCCUUCUGCCCCAAUUGCAUAUGCCCAGCAGCCACUGUUUCCUGUGCAAAAUAUGAGGCCUCCUGUGCCAUCAACUGCAUCAAUUGCACUCCCACCUUCACAAGCACCUCCUCCUGGACUGCCCUCAUCCACACCACCUGUAUCACAACCAUUGUUCCCUGUUGUCAACAAUAACUUGCCUCAAAGUUCACCAUUUUCUGCUCCUUUGCCUCCAACAAGUAUUUCAUCGAGCUCUCCUGGAGAAGUUAAAGGUUCAGUGAAUGUCCAUUCGGGAGUCAAUAGUUCCAUGACAACUGGCUACCUUCCAGCUGGGACAUUAGGCAACACACAUUCUUAUGCCUCUGGUCCAAAUACCGGCGGCCCUUCUAUUGGACCGCCCCCUGUAAUUGCAAACAAGGCUCCUGCCACGCAGACAGCUGUUAACGAAGUCUAUCUAGUUUGGGAUGAUGAGGCAAUGUCCAUGGAGGAAAGAAGAAUGUCAUUACCUAAGUAUCAGGUGCAUGAUGAAACUAGCCAGGUAAGUUAUGACUACCUCUUUAGUAUUUGGAGUUGGUUUGCACAUCUAACCAGAUGGGUAGGCUUUAUGCUUUUUGUUUUCAGAUACAGUUGUUUAUGCAUUGUUACCUAUUUAGAGAGGUAUUUCUGUAUGAAUUUUCAAUUUUUAUUUUUCUUAACUCAUCAACAAACCCAUAGUUAUGGCUAUGUGUUUAGUCAAGUGUCUCUAGAAUUCAAUGUCCACUUCCUGAUGGUCAUGCUGUUUCUGUUUUUGUUUUCCACAAUUCUGUGGUUUGCAUGCCAAUGUCAUGAUGGCAGUCGAUUCAAAUAGUUGUAUUUGUUAUUUAUGCUGGUAGUUAGUUAUUACCAUUUUGACAAAGCUUGUUGCUGGAAUCAAAUCGAGGAUUCUCCUUCCUAGCAUCAUUCUCAGUUAACAAAAAGCGUAUGUAUUGCUUAUUUAAAAUUUGAAUUUAUUUGUUGUUAUUCUUCUCCAUAUGCUUGACUACGAUAUUUGGGGAUUGGGCGGAACAAGAUGAUACCCAACAGAUUUUUUCUCAUUCCUAGCAUGAAUUCAAUUUAUUUUUAUCGUCGAACAGUGAAGUCAGACUUGGCCCAGGUCAGCUUCUUUCGCAAAGUUUGGCAUCUUUCACCAUAGGACCAAGCUUUCAAAUAUCUGGUUUAUCCAACUGAUUUCUUGUCAAAGUUCAUCUCUUAAUCUUCUCAUUGUUGUUGCUUGUUGCAGAUGAGCUCAGUUGAUGCAGCUAUUGACAAAAGGAUAUUGGAAAGCAGGCUUGCUGGUCGAAUGGCAUUUUAGAUAACUAAAGACCGUUGGAAUAUUUUUGUGGAUUCAAAGCCCCUCUGACUGCUGCAAAAUUCAUAUAAACUGCACGGGGAUCCCUGGCUUCCGUUCUUUGCAUCCUUUAGGAUCAUGCGUGUGCUGUAUUCCAUACAAGUGAGAUACAACAGCCCUCGUUCUUUAGCGUGUAGGUCAACUCUUGAGAGAUGGCGGCAACAUUAUUUGUCUUUUGUUUCUUUUCUCCCUUUCCUUUCUUUACGUUGGUAAAGAAAAAUUGUAAGCCUUUUAGGUUGUAGAUUUGAGUUUGCUUUUAAUGUCUGCUGAAAUCUCCCGCCAUCAGUUUGUAGAGGUACCGUGUGAAACUUGGAAUUGCCUUAUGGGGCAUUAUUGAUUUACUUUUUUCGAUUGAAUAAAUUACGGAGUUUAAGUUACAUUAUCAUUGAAUCA